AUCGGGAGUCAAGUCAGUAAAUAUCAGCACGCAGCCACUAUAUAAGCAAGUUAAGUUCACAUUUAUUUACUAUAUUUAAUACAAUAUAUACUUAAUCAAUAUCUUUCUAUCACUAAAUUGUUAGCUCAUAAUGUCUGACUUUCAUCAUACAUCCGUGAGGAUCAAUAAUACGGUAAAAAGAGUGACCAGUGACACUAAAUCCAUCGCUAACAACACCACUAACACUAAUCCCAUCACUAAUACUAAUACUAAUACUAAUACCAAACCUAUCUCGGUAAAGAAGAGUACUAACAAUACUACAACCACUAAUAAUAUACCCGUAUCAUCAAAGAAGUUCAAUCGAACCAGUUUCAAUCAUUAUCAUUCAACCAAUGGAUCUACGACCCCAGCAGUUCCAUUAUCAACAUCUCCAUCACAAGUAUAUAUUAAUCGAGAACCUCCAAUGAUUCAUAAUAAAUUAUAUUGUGAUACAUUUUCAACCAGUAAGAAAUCUAAUAGUACUAAUGCAUCAUCAGUUGUAUUAUCUAAAUUAAAUAAUCAUGAUGAUUUACGAUCAGUUAAGUCUCAUACUGAAUUAGCUGAAACAGCUAAUGGAGUUAGAAUGUUAGCUAAAAAUUUAGCUAAAGCAACUAUACAAUUAGAUGUACGAGCCAUUAUGAUUGUUACAAAAGCUCGAGAUAAUUCAUUAAUUUAUUUAACUCGAGAAAUUGUUGAAUGGUUAUUUACUCGAGAACGUGAUAUUAUAGUAUAUGUGGAUAAUAAAUUAAAUACUUCAAAACGUUUUGAUGCAUCAUCAAUUAUUGAAAGUUAUCCAAAAGCUAAUCAAUUAUUAAAAUAUUGGGAUAAAAAAUUUGCUUCUAAGAAUCCAGAAUUAUUUGAUUUAGUUAUAACUUUAGGAGGUGAUGGAACUGUACUUUAUGUAUCGAAUUUAUUUCAAAGAGUUGUACCUCCUGUUAUAUCAUUUGCAUUAGGUUCACUUGGAUUUCUUACUAAUUUUAAUUUUAAUCAAUUUCGUGAAAAAAUGAAUACUGUAGUUGAUUCAGGUGUAAGAGCUUAUUUAAGAAUGAGAUUUACUUGUCGAGUUCAUCGAGCUGAUGGGAAAUUAGUUUGUGAACAACAAGUUUUAAAUGAAUUAGUAGUUGAUAGAGGUCCAUCACCAUAUGUUACUCAAUUAGAAUUAUAUGGUGAUGGAUCUUUAUUAACUGUUGCUCAAGCUGAUGGAUUAAUUAUUGCUACUCCAACUGGAUCUACUGCUUAUUCAUUAAGUGCUGGAGGUUCAUUAGUUCAUCCAGGAGUUAGUGCUAUAAGUGUUACACCUAUUUGUCCUCAUACUUUAUCAUUUAGACCAAUUUUAUUACCCGAUGGAAUGUUUUUAAAAGUUAAAGUACCUAUGCAAAGUAGAUCUACAGCAUGGGCAUCAUUUGAUGGGAAAGUUCGAACUGAAUUAAGAAAGGGGGAUUAUGUUACAAUUCAAGCAAGUCCAUUCCCAUUCCCCACUGUUAUAAGUUCCAAGACUGAAUAUAUUGAUAGUGUAAGUAGAAAUCUUCAUUGGAAUGUUCGAGAACAACAAAAACCAUUUUCUCAUAUUAUGCCAAGAUCAGGAGAUGGUAGAUUAAGGAAUAGUAGUAGAAAUAGUAGUGAUACAUCAAGAAAUAAUAGUCAAUUAUCAAUUAAUCUUGAGAAUUUACAUAUUGGAGAUGGAGAUGAUGGACAUCAAGAAGAUUUUGAUAUUAAUUAUAGUGAGAAUGAAAAUAUUGAGACAAUAGAUAAUUCACUUACUCCAUCAGAAGAAGAAGAAGAAUUAGAAGAAUUUGAAAUCGAUGAUGAUGAUGAAGAAGAGAAUGAUUCACCAUAUAUUCCUAAACCAGGAGAAGGUAUUAAUACGCCACCUCAUUAUGAAGGAGAAGAAGAUCGUCGAGAAUGUUUUGCCCAUCCUCAUGCUAAGAUUACAUUACAUGGAAGUAGUAGUGGAAGUACAAGUAAUAGUAAUAGUAAUAGUAAUAGUAAUAGUAUUACUCGAACUAAUACUAGUACUAGCUCGAGUCAUGUGGGGAUUCUGCCAGUUAAUAAAGAUAUUAGUUCAGUCUCUACAUGUACAUCAACAUCUGGUACUGCGUUUUCAACUGGAGGUUGUAGUACUAGUGGAUCAGAUAGUUAGUUAAAGUAUUUAAUUGAAGUGGUUAGUGUUAGUGUCACAUGCACGUGUGCAUAUGACCCGGCACGUGCACUUAUCUGUCUCACAAAACAUGCGAUGGAAGUCGUGUGUCAUGCGACGGAGUUUAUUUUAUUUCUUAAUUUAGUUGCUAUAGAUAAGUCUAAAAACAAAGAAGAAACGAGAAACAAGAAAUCAGAAAUCAUAUAUGUAUAAAUGUAAAGUAACUAAGUAUAUGUAUACUAUAUAGUACAUAACCAACAAUAUUUUACUAUGAUUAACUAGUGACUAUAACACUUUUCAAACACCGAUUUCUGCAUGCAACACGUACAAAUUCCAAUUAAUUACAUAAUUAACACUUAUUUUAAUUUUUUAGUUAAUUCAUUCUCUUAUUUUUUUUUUUUUAUUUCUUUUU
Scheffersomyces amazonensis is the source of this 2567-nucleotide messenger RNA. Its product is annotated as NADH/NAD(+) kinase. Gene Ontology annotation, molecular function: NAD+ kinase activity. Bases 131 to 2158 code for a protein of 675 amino acids. The transcript has a single exon. Gene Ontology annotation, biological process: NAD+ metabolic process; NADP+ biosynthetic process. NCBI's taxonomy places the organism in Eukaryota, Fungi, Ascomycota, Pichiomycetes, Serinales, Debaryomycetaceae. The record is from RefSeq and is a predicted model, not a curated record.